Molecule: messenger RNA, 1415 nt
Organism: Durusdinium trenchii
Lineage: Eukaryota; Dinophyceae; Suessiales; Symbiodiniaceae
Source: the annotation of a GenBank genome assembly
ACACCGGAGCAGCUGACGGCGUCUUUUGGCCAAAGCGGUUUGGGGCAACUUCCGUGUCCCUUCGCUGGGACUAUAUUUAGUCGGCCCUUGGCCCUUGGUUCGAUAGAGGCGCUCGAUUCAUCUCCAUUCAUUAGUUGAUGGUUUUGCAUUUGCUGUAAAGAAAAGCCCGGUUUUGCUAGUGUCACGUCUCUAAUAGUUGCGACCCUACCCAGACUUGCCUCAAGUUUGAGUUUGUUCUUAUACUUUUUAAGGAUCAUUCAGCUAGUGAGCCUUUUGGUUUCACCAUUUUUGUUCAGCUUCGACCAGCUUUGACCGAGCUUGCCCCAGCAUCCAACAGGUCCCCAAACGAAAACGGACCCCAAAACGGACCUGUUUGGCAAGCGGCCCAAGGUCAAUGCUCUAUGUGGACAAUGUCGUGGGUUCUUCCUUGUCGGUGGGCGGCCAGUAUAGGCAGCUGAUGCAAGCGAUUGGGUCCUCUCGGAAGGUCUUUGAAUAUGCAGAGAUGCCACCCUCCUCCAGUAUGGCACCGCAGAAUAAGACUGCCCUGAAGACCUUGCCCCUCACAGAGUUGAAGGGCACGGUACUUUUUCGAAACAUCUCCUUCACGUAUGCCUCACGCCCCAACGAGCCCAUCCUACGAGGAAUCGAUCUAGAGCUUCCUCCAGGAAAGACUACGGCCUUGGUUGGUGCCUCCGGGAGCGGGAAAAGCACCAUUUCCGCGCUCUUGCAGCGAUGGUAUGAGCCUGAUGCCGGGCAGAUCCUCUUGGACGGUGUCCCCAUUGACGACCUGGAUCCUCGCUGGUUCCGUUCCUUAUUUGGCGUGGUUCCUCAAGAGCCUCGACUCUUUACAGCCACGGUCUGGGAGAACAUUGCUCUAGGACUUGGACCCUUGAACCAAGAGAUUGCUCGGGAAGGUUUGAACUUGGAGACCAUCGAUGUGGACUCCGUGUCGCAACUCGUGCGCGAGGCCGCGGAAGCCGCCGACGCGCACGGCUUCAUCUCCGCGCUGCCCGAGGGCUAUGACACCAUGGUGGGCGACGUCCGCCUUUCAGGAGGGCAACGGCAGCGUAUCGCGCUGGCCCGGGCAUUGGUCAAGCGACCACGGUUCCUCAUUCUAGAUGAGGCCACUUCAGCAUUGGAUAGCCGGACUGAAGCAGCGGUGCAGAAAAGCGUGAACGCGUACCUCAAGCAGAGGUUUGCGUCAUGCUUGGUGAUCGCACAUCGUUUGAGCACCGUGAUGGAUGCUGACAAGAUCGUCGUUUUGGACAAGGGCCGGAUUGCAGAAGAAGGCAAACACCAGGCCCUCAUGCGGAAGCGUGGCAUUUAUGCGAAGCUGGUCCGCGGUGGGGGCGGACGGGGCAUGCUGCGAUGAGACCGCGGGCCAUGGGUGCACCAUGGAUGCAAGUGAAGAGAAA